This is a messenger RNA of Geosmithia morbida, 741 nucleotides long. Its product is annotated as 8-oxo-dGTP pyrophosphatase MutT, NUDIX family. The transcript has a single exon. The record is from RefSeq and is a predicted model, not a curated record. The coding region runs from base 1 to 741 and encodes 246 amino acids. NCBI's taxonomy places the organism in Eukaryota, Fungi, Ascomycota, Sordariomycetes, Hypocreales, Bionectriaceae.
AUGGCAUUCCAACCCAAGUUUCCCUUCAGCCGAUCCGAAGACCUGUCAGGAUGGGACGUCCCCCGAACCAGAUGGCUAGACAGCCAGGCCGCGCAGGGGACCAUGCUGAACGGUCUGAUGACGAGCGCCAUCGUAUUCGACACGGACCAGGAGAGACGACGUAUCCUGCUCCUCAAGAGAGCAGCACACGACAGCAUGCCAAACAGGUGGGAGCCGCCGGGCGGCGGCGUAGACGCCGAGGACGCCUCCAUCCUGAACGCGUGCGCGAGGGAGCUGUACGAGGAGGCCGGCCUGGUGGCCACGCGCGUGGUCAGGGAGGUUGUCGAGGGGAGGAGGACGUUCAAGAAUAGGACGGGGGAGAGGGUCUUCGUCGCCGUGGUGUUUGAGGUUGAGGUUUGCAACGAUGAUGAGAUGGGCGAAGACGACCAGCGCAGUAGCGGAGAUGGGAUCUCUGGAAGGACGGGCGAGCGAGGCGAGGAUAGCCAGCGCAGCGAAGAUGGAAUUCCUGUAAGGACGGGCGAGCGCAGCGAGAAAACAGAAGUGGAGUUGAGAGUCAAGCUCGAUCACAAUGAGCACUCGGCUUGGCGGUGGGCAACCGAGGAGGAAGUCAGACGAGAAAAGAUGAUGGGGCAAGACAAGGACGGGAAGACGGUGAUACUGGGGGAUAUGCCCAUCACUGACAGGCACGUGAGGGAUAUGCUGCUCGGCGAAUUUGCCAAGAAGCGUUCCCAGAUAGCAUGA